CCUGUUGGGUUGUAGGAACUGACCAGCCCCAGAGUCCCCAAGUCACUCCAAGACACAGUGGCAGGAGGUAGCUGGCUUGCUGAAGGAAGAGAAUGCUGGUCUUCAGGAAGCAAGGGCAGCCUUGCACUUGGGCGCCCUCUGACCAGUACUGACCCGGGUUUUCUGACCUACUGGCUAACGAGACACAUUUGAGGACCCCCCUCCUGCUGCCUUGGGUUGCAGAUCUCGGCUCCAGGCUGUAAGAAAAUUAGGAGGAUUACCAAAGCAGCAUGGACCGGGACAGUGGCCAGCCCCUGAACAACCAUGAUAUCGCUGGCUUUCGCAAACCCCGCAGGUCCCUGGAGACCUUCAAAAAGGUGGGGAUCCCCAUCAUCGCAGUGCUGCUCAGCCUGAUGGCCAUCGUGAUCGUAGCCUUCCUCAUCAAGGUGGUUCUGGAUAAAUACUACUUCAUCUGCGGAAGUCCCCUGACCUUCCUUCCGAGGGGGCAGGUGUGCGACGGUCGCCUUGACUGUGCCUCGGGGGAGGAUGAGGAGCACUGUGUCAGAGACUUCCCGGACAAGCCUGGAGUGGCAGUCCGCCUCUCCAAGGACCGAUCAACGCUGCAGGUGCUGGAUGUAACCACAGGGACCUGGGCCUCUGCCUGUUUUGACAACUUCACAGAAGCACUGGCCAAGACAGCCUGCAGACAGAUGGGCUAUGACAGUCAACCCACUUUCCGAGCAGUGGAGAUCAGCACAGACCGGAAUCUCACAGUAGCUCAAGUCACAGGAAACAGCCAGGAACUUCAGGUGAAGAAUUUAACAGGGCCCUGCCGCUCCCUGGUUUCCCUGAGCUGCCUGGAAUGUGGAAAGAGCCUGAAGGCUCCUCGGAUAGUGGGUGGAGUGGAGGCCUCUGUGGAUUCUUGGCCGUGGCAGGUCAGCAUCCAGUACGACAAGCAGCAUGUCUGUGGUGGAAGCAUCUUGGAUCCCCACUGGAUCCUAACAGCAGCUCACUGCUUCAGGAAGUAUCUUGAUGUGUCCAACUGGAAGGUGAGAGUCGGCUCAAGCAAACUGGACCACAUUUCCUCCUUGUCUGUGGCCAAGAUCUUCGUCACCAAGGAGAAUGCCCUGAACUCCAGAGAGAAGGACAUUGCCCUUGUCAAACUGCGGGUGCCACUCACAUUCACAGGCACCGUCAGGCCCAUCUGCCUGCCCUUCUUUGAUGAAGAGCUCAUCCCAGGCACACCACUCUGGGUCAUUGGAUGGGGCUUUACAGAGCAAAGUGGUGGGAAGAUGUCCGAUGUGCUGCUGCAGGCAUCCGUCCAGGUCAUUGACAGCGCACGGUGCAAUGCCGAGGAUGCCUACCAGGGGGACGUCACCGCUGAGAUGCUGUGUGCAGGUACCCUACAAGGCGGCGUGGACUCCUGCCAGGGUGACAGUGGUGGACCUUUGAUGUACCACUCUAACCACUGGCAGAUAGUAGGCAUUGUGAGCUGGGGCUAUGGCUGUGGGAGCCCAACUAACCCUGGAGUGUACACCAAGGUCACUGCCUACCUCAACUGGAUCUACAAUGUGCGGAAGUCUGAGAUGUAACACUGCUGUCUGCCACAUCCGAAAGCAGCUUCCCCUCAGACCUGCCCACUGUCUGAUAUGUCGAAGUCAGACACAGGGCAAGGGCCUCCUUGGACACAACCCUGGUGUUUCCUGCAGCAUCCAAGGGCGCAGACACACAUGUUGAGGAGUGCCCGGAAGUAUGUCAGGUGUGCUGGCUCAACCACCCAUGUUUCUCCCGCAACCCCAGGGAGACAUGCAGUCCACGGAGGGAAGCCAGACUGUUGACUCAGUUCUCAGAUGUGCUAUUCAGCCAAGGAGACUCUCUCUCACACUAAAAGAAUGGAAGUCAGCUCUCUCCUGAGAGCCCAGAACACUAAGGGCUGAGCCAAGGAGAAAAAGGUCCAAAGGGCCUUUGUCCUCUUUGCCCAUUCUUAAAACCACUGUGAUAGGAAAUCAGGCAGUUCUAACGGAAGACGCAUAGUCUAGUGUUAGUUCGCUUUCGUUGCUGUUACCACCUGCCACUGUGGUCACUAUCAUUAAACAGGUAUGAAAAAUCUUUGGCAUAGGCUUCCUGGACAGCUUGAUAAGAAUCCAACUAAGACUGUGACAUCUUUAGUCUUUGGCUUGGCAUUGUGUGACUGUUCCCCAGAAAAGUGAACAAAUGUCCAGUCAAUCUUAUAAGGCACCAAGGACAAAGCAAAGAAAUUAUUUCACCUGAGUCUAGAUUGCUGAAUCAACGAGUUUAUUGGGACUGCUUGCAGGUGCAUGGGUAACUUGAAGGCAGCUGCGUCACCAAAAACGCCCACCUCCGGCCUAGACGAUAAUACAUGAAGGAGGCGUCAUUGAAAUUCUCUACCCAGAGCUCACACAGAAAUACUGACACUCUGUCCUGCAGAUCCACCAAUUUGCUGGCAAUUGGUGACUGCUUGUAUAUACUUGAAAAGGGCCUCAUGAGUCUUACAACUCUCUGGGCUUCUUGUGCUUUGUAGGUUUCAUAACCGACACCUUUCAUUAGCUUUCUAUAUGUCAUAAGCCUCCCUCCUCUUUCCAGGAAAGGAUAUUUCAAUUCAGAGAAAAUACAGACAACACUCCACCCCUUCCUCCAGCUCUUUUGUUUGUUUGUUUGUUUGAACCUCUUCAGUGAUAUUCCCUGAGCCUCAGAGGGGCUGAUAUAGACAGGUGGUGUCUCAGUUAGGGAUUCUAUUGCUGUGAUAAAACACCAUGAGCAAAAGCAACUUGUAAAGGAAAGGGUUUAUGUCAUCUCAUAAUUCUCAGGUCACACUUCACCACUGAGGGAAGCCAAAGCAGGAACUCAAGGCAGGACCUAGAGGCAGGAACUCAAGGCAGGACCUAGAGGCAGGAACUCAAGGAGAAGCCCCGGCAGCGCGCUGCUUACUGGAUUGAUGCUCACACAUUACUUAUCUCACUUCUUUAUACCUCCCAGACCAGGAGUGGCACCACCCACAGCCGACUGGGUCUUUAUCAACAAUCAAUUAAGACAAUGCCCUACAUUCUUGCAAAUGGGCAGCAUAGAUGGAGGCAUUUUCUCAGCUGAGAUUUGCCUUCCCACUUUUGACUCUAGCUUAUGUGAAGUUGGUACAAAACUAACCAGGAUAUGUGGUUAUUUUCUUCCACUUCACUGGGCCACUAAACCACA
Chionomys nivalis (European snow vole) is the source of this 3189-nucleotide messenger RNA. RefSeq names its product transmembrane serine protease 4 (gene Tmprss4). The record is from RefSeq and is a predicted model, not a curated record. The transcript has 13 exons. Bases 270 to 1571 code for a protein of 433 amino acids. Gene Ontology annotation, molecular function: serine-type endopeptidase activity; protein binding. Gene Ontology annotation, cellular component: membrane. Gene Ontology annotation, biological process: proteolysis. NCBI's taxonomy places the organism in Eukaryota, Metazoa, Chordata, Mammalia, Rodentia, Cricetidae.